AUGAAAAAUAAAUCCAAAUUAAAAGCCGAUGCUGAGACUGAGGCUAAUGUUGAUAUUAAUGUAAAGACUAAAGGAGUGAAAGCUAAUAAGUUUAGAUUUGAAAGCUACAUUGAUCGAAUUUCUGCGAUUGAGCUAAAGGUUGGAGAAGAUGAGGUUUGGAACUUUGGUUCGGAUAAUGUUGAGGAAGAUAAAUGGUAUUCUGAGGAUAAAUUUGGAGAUAAUACAUUGAUCAGUUCUGAAUCUGAACUGGAAAAUUCGGAAAUUUCUUUUGAACAACAAGUAAAAGAUCAGCUUUCCAGGACUGCUUUUGGGGAUAGUUUGAAAUAUUGGGAAGGAACUGUUAGAUAUUCAGAAUUUGUGGAAUUAGUUAGAAUUUUGAAACCAUAUAGACACUCCCUGGUUCACAUCAUUCAGUACUUGGAUUUUAUAAUUAAAGAACUUACUCAAAGAAUAAAUGAAUGCGAAUAUCCUGAAACUGCUGAAGCUAUUUCUUUCCUGAUUGGAGCAUUGGCUAAAGACACACGUUUAGAGCUUUUGCCAAUGCUUCCAAGUAUAUUUGAGGCUUUAUCUGUUCGUCUAGAAACUCCACUCGAUGAGGUAUCUAUAACAGGCCAAGGAGGCGUUGGACUUUAUAAUGAAAAAGUCAUACAAUCUGUUUUUUCUUGCACAAGUACCAUAUUCUUUUAUCUUUCAAAAUAUAUUAUGAAUGACCUUACCAAUUAUUUGCAUAUUUACAAAAGAUGGAUAUAUCAUAAUAGUUCUAUUAUUAGACAUUUUUCCUCUGAAUCUAUUGCAUAUGCUCUCAAAAAAAGCAAAGACCAGGAAAUUGUUAAAUCCUUAGAUAUGAUCUUUCUAUUUUCAUUCAAUGAGUAUAAUCACAGUACCUCAAAAAUUGAUCUUUUAAAUAAAUGGCUUUCUGAAGUGAUUGUUAAUGUUAUAUUCUCAAUUAAUGGUUAUAUCUCAACCCAAGGCGAACUUGUACUCAGAUAUUUAUUCAGACAUCUUGGAUUUGGACUCCAAAUAGAGCCUAAAUACUUAUUUAAUCAAACCAUAUCCAAUCAACACGAUCAAAGUAUUAUCUCAAAUUUUCUAACUUCUAUUCAUCAUGGACAAAAUAUUGGAAAUCAUAAUUUUGAGAGUUCUUGUAAUUUAGAAUUCAGAAAUUCUUUUCCUUCUCUUAAACUCAUUCUAAAUGAUAUUCUAGAUCACAUUAAUAAUCAUAUUACAGAUACCAGUAAUGUAGAAAGUUUUCAAGAAAUUCUGAGUACCCUAUUAUCUAUUUAUUUGGAAAUUUUUGACUCUUUUUCUAUAGCUUCCUCUGAAACUAAGUCAGUUUCUAUUAUACAAUUUGAAACACUUAACUUAAUUACAUCUAUCAAAAUGAUAACAAAUACUUGCCAUUAUAAGGUCAAUAAAGCAACUAUUAACUCUGAAUCUUCUGCUUAUAAAAAGAAAAUCUUCAGAUUUAACUUUUCUAUUAUAAUCCUGCAGUUUAUAUUAGCUACUAUAAAAAAUGGAAUGUUUAAAAAGUUAUAUAUAGAAAUUAUUCAGAUCCAAGAUGAGUCUUUUGAACUCCUGUCUCAUCUUAUUCUUGCUUAUAUGGACUUAAUCUCGAAAAUUUCUAUGGAUUCAAUAAUUAUUCGUGAUAUGAAUUAUAUUCAUAAAUUGGCUUAUCCUGACUUUAAAAUGUCCCAAAAUCAUUCUUUCACUAAAACUCUUUUAUCUACUUUGUCUUCUAAUUUUGGAAAUAUUAUAGAGGAGGCAUCUUCAGAUUCCCAACCUUGGAGUUGGUUAAAGACAAUUUUUGAAAUCUCUGUCAAUACUAAACAAAUACAAACUAGAUCAGAUCUAAUUAUUUUGAUCAUGGAUUCACUUUUAAGUAUUCUUCCUAUAUUUAAUCAUAAUUAUAAUCAAGUUGAUCAUUUCUUCAAGAUUGUUUUAGAAUACCAAAAAGUUCUCCUUGAAGAUUCAAUCAAAUCCGAUAUUCCUGACUAUAAGCUAAGUAACCGUAUAUUAGCAAAUAUCUAUAAGUUUAUUAACCAAGAAAAAUCUCUGGAUAUUAAAAGUUUAUAUUUAAAUAAUCCAUCUUUAUCCAUUCUGAUACUUAAAAACUGCAAGUUUCUCCUAAAUUACCAUAAUUUACAGUUAUCUGAACUAUAUAUAAUACUGGAAUUAUUAAGUUAUAUUUGCUUAGAAAACUAUUUUAGUUUUAAUUCAGAUUUAGAUUCUAACUUUGUUCAAGAUCUCAAGUCCUACUUGCUUAAGUUGUAUAAUAAGCUUUUUAAGUCCAGAUUAAAUGAUUACACAAGUCUUCUAGAUAUCUUUGAAAAUCUCGAGUGGAUCAAAGUAUUCAGAUUAUUUUGUUUAGUCUUUUCUAAAUUUAAAAUGGAUCAAGUUUCCUUGAAAAAUAUGACAUCCAAAAUCAAACUCUGGAUGAAUUAUAAUGAAACAUCAUCCUCAUAUUUAAAGAUCCUUAAAGAUUCUCUAUAUAAUAUUUCUACUAUCCCACUAGAAUACAAUUCUGAGAUGAUUUCAAUCAUGGAUAUUCUUCUUAAUUCUACUUUAGAAGAAUCUCAACCAUCUUAUGAUUUACAAAAUCCAGAGCUCAUUAGUGACUUAGAGAUCAUUUCACUAAACUGGAUAAUUAAUCCUCUUUAUGAAGUCAGAAAGAAAACUACCAUUUUUUUGUUUAAGUUCUUUUCUAAACAGAAAUCUACUACUGGUAUUUCUGAUCUGCUUCAAUUAGUUAAAAUGAUCAUGAAUUUAGAGGAUUCUGAAGCUAAUAUUGAAAAUGAAAGAACCAAAAUUAGGCAAAUCCAACAGAUUUCUGACUUUAUACAGUUAAAACUAGAGACUAAAUCAUUUGAAUCUGAUGAAUUUCUAAUCAAAUUAGCAAUUAAAAGUGUAAUUUCACAACUCUAUCUUAAACUCAGUUUAAUUUGGAAACCUUGUACUGAUAUUCUUACAAAACUAGUUAACUCUGUACAAGAAAAUGAAUGUGAUAAAAAUUCACAAUCUGAAUUUCUAUUAAAGAUCAUUCUUUCUACUACAUUUAAUCAAAUCUACUGUAAUACAUAUUUAAUGGAAGGAGAAUCCAAAACUCAUGAUUUGGGAUUACCACAUACAGAUGAGUUUACCCUUAUUGAGUGGUAUUGUAAACUUUUAACUCAAAUCAAAUUCUCAGAUUCUGAUAAAUAUCCAGAUUUUGUAUACUUUCAGGCACAGUUAUUAUAUUGGAUGUUACAGAUUUCAUUUGAGUUACAAGGAAACCAAGACCAAUUUAUUUUGAUUAAAGAGGAAGAUACUAUUAAGCAAUUCUGCACUGAUAUUGGAGCCAAUAUUUUAGAUUUAUCAUCUAAAAAAGGUCAAAUCCAAAAAAUCAAUAACUUUAUUAAUGUAUUGGAAUCAAUUUUAUCUUAUCAAAAAGUUACUAUUCAAAAACCUCCUAUUAUAGACUUUCUUUUGGAUAAGUUCUUAGUUGAAUGUAUUCCAAGUCUUUUAUACAUUAAUCAUAUUGAGCUUCAGAUGUCCUUAAUUAAUUUAAUAUGUAAUUAUGGAAAAGAUUCUGAAACUUUAAUUAAAUACAAGUCUAUGUUUCAAGGUUUGAUUUCAGGUUCCUCAGAAGACGGGCAAAUUCAAAGUUUGAGAAGUAAUCUUCUAACAUUUUCUUUAUUACCAGAAAAUGAAAAUAUAAUUAGAAGAGAAGAUAGAAUUAAGGUAAUUCCCAUAGUAAUCAGAGUGCUUUUAUCUAAGCUUGGAAAAGAUAAGGAAGGAUCUAAAAAAUCUAAUAACAUUGUAAGAGCAUCAAAAAAGGGAAAUAAAGCCUUAUCUUCUUCUAAUAAAAGGAAAGUCAUUAUUUCCUAUCUUUCUGAACUUCCAAAAGAAGAAAUGAGUUUACUUAUUUCUGUUAUUAUUGAUCCACUUGUUAAUGUUAAUGUUUCUUUAGACAAUUCUUCUGAUUUGAAACAGGAAGAUUAUCUUCAAAUAGAUCAUCUAAAGGACUCAGAUAUCAUGGAUAUUUUAAAGAGAUUCUCCUUAUUUAUUAAAACUCCUCAAAUUGAGUUAAAAGGUUACUAUAAAUCUACUUUACUAAAUUCUAUUAUUAGACAAGAUAAUAUAAAACAAAUAUCCAAAUUCUGGACAUGGAAUCAAUCUAAUUCUAAUCAACAAAAAGUUUCUAAAGAUUUUGGAUUUGUAUAUAAUACUAAUAUAUUCCCUUUAACUACAGAAAAACAAGAUGUUUUAUAUUCCAGAAAAAUUAAAAUAUCAAUUAAAAAUAUCAAUAUAUAUAAUUCUCAGUAUAAAGUUGUUUUGAGGUUUUUAUCUUAUUUGGAUCAUUUACUUAACUUUAUGUCUCAUACUAUUAAGGACCAUAUUCAUAUAAUUUUAAUUAUUCUUACAAACAUUUUAUAUUUAAAUCAUAAUGUUAUGAUAAAAGCAAAUCAUUUAUUAUAUGAAGAAACUAACAAUUUAAAAACUGAUCAAUUUUAUCCUAACUUUGAAGAAGAUGAAGAAAAAGAUCUUAUUAUUAAUUCUUCUUCUCUGGAUCAAAAAGAAGAAUCACAAAGAAAAAUUGCUUUAAAUAGAGUUAGGAUGACCUGUAAACAGAUAUUUCUUUCAAUUUCAAACAUAUUAAGUAAUUAUUCAGAAUUUUCAAGUUAUUUAAAAUACUUAAUUUCUCCAAUCUCUCCUAUUUUAUUGUCAAGCUUUGAGAUCAAUUUAAGAGCUUCUUCAAAUCUUCAUAUAUCUUCAAUUAUGAAUUUUAUGAUUAAUUUAUCUAAAGAAGAAACUCUUUUAGAUUUCUAUUCUUGCCUUUUUCCUCAAGUAUUACUUAAUUUUGGUAUUUUUAUAUCAGAAAAGAAUAUUUUAUCUGGUAUUUCUAAUGGUAUUACAGGAAAAGGAAAAAGAUUUAAUUCAGGUUCUGAGUUUAUUAUUUCUAAUAUAAUAGAUAUGUACUUAAAUAUUCUAUUUGGAGGACAGGAAAGAUUUUACUUGUUUCAGGAAAUAUUAAAGAAAAACAAUUUAAUAUUAAGUAACUUUAAUAACAACACCAAUUUAGUAAUCAUGGAUUUUUCUCAACAAGACAAAAAUACUAUUACUAUAUCUGAAUCUAAUUAUAUAUUUAUUUCUAAGAAAGGAUUAGAAUUAAUAUCUGAAUGUAUUCCAAAUAUUAUAGAUUCUCUUCAAAAAGUAAUGUUAACUAGGAAUUCAAAGAAAACAAGUAAUAGAUUAGAGAUUAUUACUUUUAAAGAGUUAAUUCUUCUUAAAAUAAUGGCAUUAAUUGAAAUUAAUACAAAGACAUGUAAAAUAGAGAAUAUAAUGAAUAAAAAUCAGAAAGACAUUAUAAAUGAGGAUUUAAGUAUUAUCAAGAUCAUACUAUUACUUUUACUUUCUACAAUGAAUAAAGUUCAUUCAAAAAAUGAGAGGGUAUCUAAUAAUAAUUUAAGUAUUUUUAACUUAAUUUCAAAUAUGUUAAGGAUUUUGAAUUUAAAAAUAAAUUUAAAGAAAGAUUUACUGGAUGAGAUUGAAGAUAGAUAUUGUAAGAAUAAGUUAAUAGAAAGGAUUGGUUCUUUAAUAACAUUAAGGAAUGAAGAUUUAAUAAAGGAGGAAAGUUUGUUUAAGAAUUCAUUUUUGAUUUUAAUUUCAGAUAUAAUGAGUUAUUUACUUUUAAAAACUCCACAUUUAAAGCUUAGAAGCACGAUUUCUGAGAUCCUUUUAUUUUCUGAGUUAUCUUUAUUAGGAAAAGGGGCUUAUUAUAAUUUAAUUUUGGAUUCUAUAGAAGAUGAUUAUAAUAAUUAUAUAAGUAGAAAAGGUAAAAAAGAGGGAGAAGAAUUUGGUUUUCAAGGAUUUAGCAUGAAGACAAUAAUUUUGAAACAUAAAGAAGUGAUUGAUCAAAGUGAAGAUCUUAGUAGUAACUUGAAUAUUAUAAUUCCUAUGGCUAUUUAUGGGUUAAAUAAGCCAGUAAAUAAGAGAGUUUUGGAUUCAUCAGUAGAUAUUGAUUUACAGAUAGAUAUAUUAAAGGACUUGGAGGAUAUUUUGGAAUUGGAUAAUAGUAUAAGAAUUUUAAAUAAAGAUCUAAGGCUUUUAUACCCUUUGAUAUCGCAACAAUUAUACUUAAUUGGAGGAAAUGAGGGUGGUGAUUUUUCAAUUUCAAGUUUGAGUUGUAGAUUUAUUAAAAAAUUGAUCUUAUCUUGGUGUAAUAUAAUAAAGAUGACUUUUGAGUAUCCAGAAAUCAAAAUAGAUGAGGAGAAAGAUUUAAUGAUUAGAUACAUUUUGAAGAUAUUUUUAAACCUUGUAGUGCCUUAUGAAGAGGAUAUAGUAAGAUUUUCUCAAGAUCUAAUAGUGAGAAGGAAUAUUUUACAAUUGGUUGAUGUAAUGAUUGAGAACUUUACUCCAUUUUUGGAUAUAUUCAGCUCUAGAAUGAAUAUUUCAAGAGAUCUUUUAAUAGAAAAGUUUCAUUUGAGUUUAUUCCCAAUAAUAAGCUAUAACACCACUGAAGAUAACGAAAAAGUAAGACUACUAGAAGAGUUAACACAUAUACAGAAACAUAGAAGAGCAAGGUCUCUGAAUUUCUUUGCAAGGUUUUCAAGAUUUUCUUUUGAGAAGUUUAGAAAGAGUGUAGAUCAUUUUGAAGAUGAGAUUUUUUAUUUGGGUAAAUAUAAAAUUGAAAUUCCUAUUAGCUUUUACACUGUUAAGAUACUUGGGGUUCCUUUAGCUUUAGAUGCACUACUCCAAAAGGGUUCAGGGAAAGAAACUUAUAGUUUAAGCUUAGGAGACAAUUCUUUGAGGUCUAUUGAAGCUUUUACUAUCUUUUUUGAUUGGAGAUACUGUAUUGAUCUUACUGGGUAUUUAAUAAAGCUCUUAAGACUGCUUCCUCAGAGAAAGAAUUACAUUAUUAAGGCAAUAUGUUCUUUACUGAAUUCAUUUGACUUCCAAAUUAACGAACUAGUUACCUCAAAUAUUCUUGAUAUUAAUGACUUACAAAAGGCUUCUCUUAAUGAAAAUUUGGAGCAGGAACAGGACGAUGGCUGUAGCUAUGACCAGAAUAAGAUCCAAAACCAAGACCAAACUUUGAAUGAGGUACAAUUCCAACAUAAAGAUCAAGAUCCAGUAAGAAAUCUAGAAGAACAACUAAAUGAGAUGCAGACAAGCAUCAAACAGAAACUGUUGCCUCUUUUAAGGUCCAUAAUGAUUGACAGAAGCUACAAAAUAGAUUCUAAGAAUGACCAAAGCCAUAUAAUUAGUGCAGAGCUUAGCCAUAAGGGUGGGGUAUCAAAGUCCUCGUCUCAACAGUAUGGAAUCAUUAGAUCAGAUAUCGUUUUAAUUAUUAUUCGAGUACUAAGAUGCCUACCUUCAAAGCAAUUCCAUUCAGAGCUCCCAAGACUACUUUCUCAGCUUAUCAUGGCCCUCAAAUCAAAAGAUAGGGAAAUCAGACGUAGUUCUAGAUCAUCCUUAAAGUCUAUCAGUCAAACUUUAGGAAUUCAGUAUCUACCUUGGAUAUUUACUCAAAUGUCUAGUAUACUAACAACAGGGUACCAAAUUCCUGUUUUAAUCUUUACUGUACACUCAAUACUUCAUGAAAUUACAAUUUCUAUAUCUAAUUUAAACAAAUCUGAAAGAAAUCAUAUAUUAUUUGAUGAUUGUAUACAAAUUAUAGGGAAUAUGAUUAUUGAAGAACUUAAUAGAAUUGCAGAUCCUGACAGAAGAACAACAUCAUUAGAUACUAUUGAUACUCCAAUGACUGGGUCUGUUGAUGAAGGGAAAUAUGUAAGAUCUCCUCAAAUUAUUAGGAUAUUAUCAAAACAUGUUUCUUUUCAAGGAGCUGAAAAAUUAUUUGAAUUUUUAGAAGAUUUAUUAAAUGGAAAACUAGGAGAUAGAGGAGAAGCUAGUAUUAUUUCAGAUUCUUUUAGCCAAAAAUACUUAUAUUGGUUGAAAAAUCUUCAUUUUCAAUUUUGUAUUGGAUUUAUUAAUAAUGAAAACUUUGGACAAAAUACUAAGCUUAAAUUCUCUAUAUAUAAUUUGGCUAAAGGAGUAGUUUUGGACAAAAAUAUGUUAAAAAAUGAUAUUCGUAUCUUAAUUUCUUCUUUAAAUAAAAAGAUCUUAAGAUUAUUUCAAGAUCCUCUUAACUUAUUAGAUUCUUUCAAAACUGGAACUCCUUCUCAAUCUCUUUUACCAAUUAACAAAAAACCUCAAAUUGAUAUUAUGGAAAGAAAGGAAAGAUAUUAUAAAGUACAACCUGGAGCAUCUACUGGAAGAGGUACCCAUCAAGUCAUUAAACGCCAAAAAGGCUUUGAAACUAAAGUUAAGUCAGUAGUAUUAAGCAGUUCUUGUUUAUAUUUAUUGAACCAACUGCUUAAAGUUGUUAAUAAUCUUAAUUUACCAGAAUUGGUAUCUGAUGAUGGAAAUGAAGAAUAUCUCCCUAUUAAUCUCCUUCUUGAUCAUCUUUUACCUUUAGUGGUUAUCAACUUUGCUAGUGAAUCUACUGAACUAACCUCAUCUUCUUGUAAGUGUCUAAUUAGAGCAUUAUUUAUUGAAUCUAUGGAAUCUGCUAGAAAUCUUGGUAUUUUAGAAAUUGACCAUUUGGGAUCAUUAAUCUCAAAAACUGCUCUAAAAAUUAUGGAAAGAUCUGGAGUUAACUCUAUCAACACUUCAAAUGGUAUGUCUGAGCUUAUUUCAUCAUCUAUGAAACUUUUUGUUGCCUUAUUAAUUAGACCAAAGUCUAUUGGAUGGUUUAAUCAAUUAUUUUUUGGACAUGGUUUAAAGAAAACUACUAUGUUUUAUACUAAUGUAUUAAAACAACUCCAUAUUACAAUUAAUGAUAACAGGCUUAGAAUUACAUCUCUUCAGCUUCUCAGACAAAUUAUAUUAUAUGGAAAAAAUCAGGUAACUGUUUCUAGUGAUUCUUUGGGAUCUCUUUAUUCUUUAGUAGAUUCUAUUCUUCCAUUAAUUGUUCAAUAUAGUAGUAUGGAACCAAAGAUUGUAGCUUUGGGAUGCAAUAUAUAUGUUGAUCUUUUAUUAUAUUAUCCAAUGUCAGAAAAAUCACAAAGACAAAGAAUUUCAGUCUUACUUGAGAACUUACCAGAGUAUCCUACAUCAGAAGGAAGACAAGCAUUACUUACAGCAAUUCAUACUUUAAUUACUCGUUUCCCUAUCAAACUUGUUAUGGAAUCUUAUAAUAUUAUGUUUCUUACUGGUCUUACAUUAGCUUUAUCUACUGAGACAGAAAGUAAACCAAGAUCUAUGAUUCAAAAUAUAGUUUUUGAUAUUUUGUCUAUGUACAAAAAUGACAAUCAAGCCAGAGUUAAUUUAAUUAAUCUAAUAUUUAAAGCUCUUGGUACUCUUGGAAAUAACUUAAAUAUUAAAUGUGGUUUAGUUAUUUUGAUUGAAUUCAUUAUAGAAUUUUUCAUUUCUAAAAGAGAAGUUAUUUCAAUCAAAGAAAUUGUAGAUAUUGAGAAUUUGGUAUUUUCUGAGUUGGGUCAACUUAUCUCAAUCUUUUCAAAUAUUGAUCUGGAAAAUCAAUAUAAAGACGGAAUAAAUAAAGGUACCGAUCAUAUAGAUAGUAACUCAGAUUCUGUAAUAUAUAGAUUGGAAUAUGAGACUAUUAAUUUGAUCAAUUUCUUUAUAAAUGGAGAAUUUCAAGUAUUUCAAACUAUUAACUUGGCUUGGUUUACAAAAGAGAAACUUGAGAAUAGGAAGAUCUGGUCUCAGCUUUGGAAUAUUUUGAUUAUAGAUAAAAAUAAUAAAAGAGGAUUAGAAAGUGGACAUCUUUGGGUUAAAUCUUCAGUUUUUAGAUUAGUGACUAAUUUGUUAAAGCAAUGUUUGGUUGGAGUUGUUAAACCUUCAAAUAAACAUGAAAAAUUGUUUCUUUUGGAUUUUACUCUGAAUCCAAAAAUCAUGACUAAUUUAUUUAAUAGAGUAAUUCCUAUACAGUUUAACUCUCUUUUGGAAAUAGCUCCAUGGUUAGUACCUAAAGUUUUGGCCUGUGUUCAACAUUUAAUUCUUUUAUCUAAUUUUCUAAAGGAGGAUUGGAGUCCUCCAAAAAAGCUUUCUGAGAUUGAGAAAGAAGAAGAAUUAUUAGGAGAUAAUGAACAAGAUUUACUGAAUUCUAAAUUAACAUCCUCUCUAUACAAUAUUGAGCCAAAAAAAGGAUUUAAAAAGAUUAAGAUUUCAAAAGAGAAUGAGGUAAAUGAUGAGGAUUGGCUCAUUAUAGAUAAAGGUGAAAAAUCAGGAGAAGAUGAUGAAAAUGAUUCUGAUAGUUAUACAUUUUCAUCAUCUUCAAAAACUUCAAAAUCUGUCAUUUUCACAGAAAAUGAUCAUGUUGAAGAUGAUUUAGAUGACUUCCUUAUAAGUCAAAUCCCAGAAGCUGAUAUUAAAGAAGAUAAGGAAGAUAAAAGUUAUAACUAUAAAAACCAAGACAAUAAUAGUAUUUUAAAGGAAGAUGAUUUAGACCAAGAUUCAAUUUUGAAAAACUCAAAAUUAAUCAUAGAUAAGAAUUCAACUAUUAGAAAUGAGGCUUAUUGGUGGGUAAUAGAUAGGAUUGCUUGUUGCAAUAGAUUUUAUUCUACCAGACCAGGAAGUUUUAGAGUAAGGUUACUUUUAAGCUUAAGAUCUCUUUACGAUAUAAUUGGAUUUUUGCCAAUUAUAAUAAGAGAUACUGGAUGUAAUUUAGAAGAUCCUAAGAUACAAAGUUCUUUAAAACAUGCAAUUAGAGCUCUUUAUCAGAGUUCUACUAUGGUUAAGAAACAAGAUUUCACAGAAAAAGGAUUCCAUAUUUACAAUAUUACCAAUUUUGAUUGGGUUGAAAAUAUUCAGAAAUUGAGUGUAUAUCAGAUUAUUACUCAAACUUGUAUAUUUGGUCAAAGAACAGUAGAAAGAUGGGACAAAGUUUUUAAUGAUAUAGGAAAGUCAAAUAUUCUUUUAGGUUGUCUUUCAGAAGCUAGAAAGAAUGUAAUUUCAAAUAGAAUAGAAAGAAAGACUAAAUUAAAAUUAGAUAGAGUAAUAAAUCCAGAGAUAGCUUUUAAGAGAAAGAAAGCAAUGAGGGAAAGAACUAAAAAAAAUAGGAAAAGAAAGUUAAAGAUAAAAAUUGAGAAUAGAAAGCUAAACAAGCUAUAG
Cryptosporidium ubiquitum is the source of this 11112-nucleotide messenger RNA. RefSeq lists its product as uncharacterized. The record is from RefSeq and is a predicted model, not a curated record. Lineage: Eukaryota; Apicomplexa; Conoidasida; Eucoccidiorida; Cryptosporidiidae. Bases 1 to 11112 code for a protein of 3703 amino acids. Gene Ontology annotation, cellular component: small-subunit processome; nucleolus; 90S preribosome. The transcript has a single exon.